Adineta steineri is the source of this 1149-nucleotide messenger RNA. The record is from the annotation of a GenBank genome assembly. NCBI's taxonomy places the organism in Eukaryota, Metazoa, Rotifera, Eurotatoria, Adinetida, Adinetidae.
AUGGCACAUGGAAUUUCAGAUGAAGAUCCAACAAAGAAAGAACAUGUCGAUUCUCCUGAUGUACUUGAUAAAAAACUUGAUCAAUUAGCAGAUUGGAUUCGAAGUGCCAAACAUUUUAUUGCUUUUACAGGCAAUAUUCCUGAUUUUCGAUCAGGAAUGAAUACUAUUCUACCAACUGGACCAGGCGUAUGGGAACUUCGUGAUCAUCCUGGUGUACAACGUUCACCAAAUGCUCGUACUACGACAUCAACAAAAGCUGUUCCAUCUAUUACUCAUAUGGCAAUUGUUGAAUUAGCUCGUCGAAAUCUUCUUCAUUUUGUUAUAUCACAAAAUACUGAUGGUUUACAUUUACGAUCUGGUCUGCCAUCAAUUAUGUUAGCUGAACUUCAUGGAAAUUCAAAUUUAGAAAUAUGUCAAAAAUGUCAUACGAAAUAUUUACGUGAUUUUCGUACACGUACAGCUGCUCAAGUACAUGAUCAUGCUACGAAUCGAAAAUGUACGAAAUGUAAUUCAAUACUUUAUGAUUCAAUUAUUAAUUUUGGCGAAAGUCUACCUAAAUAUGAAUUAGAAACAAGUUUUGAUCAUGCAAAACGCGCAGAUGUCUGUCUUGUAUUAGGCUCAUCAUUACGCGUCACUCCAGCAGCGAAUAUUCCAAUGAUUGUAGGUCAACAAGGUGGAAAAUUAGCUAUUGGUAAUUUACAAUCAACUCCAUUGGCCUCGUUAGCUAAACUAAAUAUUCAUACUAUGUGUGAUGAUCUUAUGAAAAAGUUGAUGGCAAAAUUAGAUAUACCAAUACCGGAAUGGGAACUACAUCGACGUAUACAUGUUAUGAUUAAACAACAAAAUAUAUUAAUAAAAGGGUUAGAUCUUAAUCAAGAUAUAGUUUAUUCACUUUUUUCAGCAAUAAGAAUAUUAGUUAAACAAGAUAUGCAAUUAAAAUAUGAUUCAAAUGUGAUUAAAGGUGAAGAACCUAUUGAACAUAAAAUUAAAUUAAAUGAAUCAAAUGAAAAUAUGGAUUUAUUUAUUGAAAUAAAUUGGCAAGGACAUUAUAAUGAACCAAUGUAUACAAUUAAAGUACCUUUUGUUGAUCUAACGAAAGAAAUACAUUUAUUUUAUAAUCCAAAAACUGGCAAUUGGAGAGAGGAGUAA